AUGGCGUCACCGCGGCUGGAGACCUUCUGCUGCUCCAACCGGGACGCGGCCACCGAGCUGGUGGUCACCUUCCAGCCGCUCCUCUUUGGCGUUCUGACGGCAGUCAGCGCGGGAGUCAGCGCGCUCUUCGCCCUGCUGCAGAUCCUGCCCAAGAGGAAAGGCUACAGGCGGCUCGGACAGUAUCCGCUGCCCAGACCAGCCUCGUCGUCGCGGAUACUUUUCAUUAUCAGCGUCUGUGACAUUUUGGGAUGUGCAGGUAUUCUUUUGAGGUCUUCUCUAUGGGUGGGCCUUCCCAACGCAGUUGAACAAAUCUCUGUGGCCAACAGCACCGACGCUUGGCCGGACGUCCUCUGCCUUGGCAGCGCAAUGUGGAUCCAGUUGUUCUACAGCGCUUCCUUCUGGUGGACCUUUUGUUACGCAGUCGAUGUCUUUCUGGUGGUUAAGACAUCUGCGGGAAUCAGCACCAUUAUCCUGUACCACAUGAUCACAUGGGGUCUGGCUUUGCUGUUGUGUGUGGAGGGCGUGGCCAUGCUCUACUACCCCUCCAUCUCCAAUUGUGAGCAAGGCUUCCAGCACGCUAUCCCUCACUACGUCACCACGUACGCACCCAUGCUGUUAGUCCUCGUGGCCAACCCCAUCUUCUUCAAUCGCACCACCUCCGCGGUGACAUCGUUGCUGAAAGGACGUCAAGGGAUCUACACGGAAAACGAGCGCCGGCUAGCUAACGCUAUCAAAAUCCGCUUCUUUAAAAUCAUGCUAGUCUUCUGUAUUUGCUGGAUUCCCAACAUCCUCAAUGAGGGCCUCCUCUUCUACCUGGAAAUGCAGGUGAACAUUGGUGACAGCGGCCUAAGGAAUAUCAGGAAUGCUGCUCUUAUCACGUGGUUUAUCAUGGGGAUCCUGAACCCAAUGCAGGCCUUUCUCAACACGCUGGCAUUCCACGGCUGGACGGGUUUCGACGUGGACCUGAGCCUGCGAGGUCGCAGGGACCCGGUCUGGGAGUCGGCAUCCACGUCGGCUGCCAACGGAGGUGGACGCGACUCAAUGUUGGGCACGGCCCUGCUCUACCAGAGUCACGUGCAGGAGGCAAAGAAAAACAUGAACGGCAACGGGCAGCUGCAGUCCGACGCCAUCAGCGUCCUCUCAGAAGGUUCAGAAUCUAGCACAGUUGAAAUCCACAUAUCCAGCGAGCUACCAGACUAUGGCGAUAUAGAUGCUGAUGAGGAAUCCUUGGGGACGUCAGGGAAGCACUAG
Messenger RNA from Nerophis lumbriciformis (worm pipefish), 1251 nucleotides. The record is from RefSeq and is a predicted model, not a curated record. Lineage: Eukaryota; Metazoa; Chordata; Actinopteri; Syngnathiformes; Syngnathidae.